Tinamus guttatus (white-throated tinamou) is the source of this 1863-nucleotide messenger RNA. It is a transcript of the gene NMBR, whose product is annotated as neuromedin B receptor. Gene Ontology annotation, biological process: bombesin receptor signaling pathway. Lineage: Eukaryota; Metazoa; Chordata; Aves; Tinamiformes; Tinamidae. The record is from RefSeq and is a predicted model, not a curated record. Gene Ontology annotation, molecular function: bombesin receptor activity. Gene Ontology annotation, cellular component: plasma membrane.
AUGGCGGCGUGGCCCGCGCAGAGCGGUUACAGCUGCGUGCCCAAAGGCGGACAAAGACCUACAAUUAAAACCCUCUCCAAUUGGCCACCAGUGGCACGAGAGAGUGUCUGUGUUCCGGAGUGGAGAGCACGAUGUGCCCUGCGGGGAGGGAUGGCUGCCGUGUCUCAUAGCUGUCCUGGGAGAGGGCUGAAAAGAGAAUGGAAACGAAAUUAUGACCGAACAUAUGCUUGGAUCUUCAUGGGAUUGCAUAAAGUUUAUUGUGACGUGCAAAUCUCCAAGCCUUGGAAUCAGCUAAUGCACAGCUGUGCACAAAGGCACAGGAGAGGAGCCCUCGUCCCUGUUGGAAGCAGCUCUCAGCAGAGGGCGUUUGUGAGAUGUGUGACGUUACUCAUUCCUGCACAGACUGAUUUUGCAUCUCUACGUUUGGGAAUUACUGAUGAGUGCUUUCAGAAGGUAAAACUGAGAAGAUCCGUGCCUGGAAAAGACGUUUUCCCGAGGCAACCCCACUCGCCGCUGGACGCUGUGGUCCACUCUGCAGUUUUACAGCAGCUCUCCUGGGCGCUGGUAGCGGUGGGGACGCGGGCUCCGGAGGCUCCUCGCCCGCCGUCCCUUCCUCAAGGGGGAGAGGGCGGCUCCACAGCCGGCCUCUCGGGGCCGGAUGAUCGCAUCCUCCUUGCGCUGCAGGAGAGCUGGAGGAUGGAAGCAGAGCUGCCGUCUGGUUUCACAGCGAUGUCCCGUGGGGAGAAUGGGAGCACCCCCUCAGAAACAGACACAGUCCUGCUGCCUCCUGCACGGGGCACGGCCAUGCUCACCAUCCGCUGCGUGAUCCCCUCGCUCUACCUGCUCAUCAUCACUGUGGGCUUGCUGGGCAACAUCACACUCAUGAAGAUCUUCAUCUCCAACAGUGCCAUGAGGAGUGUGCCCAACAUCUUCAUCUCCAGCCUUGCUGUUGGUGACCUACUGCUGCUGGUGACCUGUGUGCCUGUGGAUGCCUCUCGGUAUUUCUCCGAGGAGUGGCUUUUUGGGGAGGUGGGCUGCAAGCUCAUCCCUGUCAUCCAGCUCACUUCCGUUGGGGUCUCUGUCUUCACCCUCACUGCUCUGAGCGCCGACAGGUACAAAGCAAUUGUAAAUCCCAUGGAUAUCCAAGCAUCCAGUGCAGUGCUAUGGACCUGUGUGAAAGCAGUUGCCAUCUGGAUAAUCUCCAUGCUCCUGGCUGUUCCUGAAGCGGUGUUCUCUGAGUUGGCCCACAUCAAUGAAACAAAUAAUGCCACUUUCACAGCGUGCAUACCUUACCCCAAGAGGGAUAACAUGCACCCAAAGAUACAUUCCGUGCUGAUUUUCCUAGUGUAUUUCCUUAUCCCUCUUUCCAUUAUUAGUAUCUACUACUAUCAUAUUGCAAAAACUUUAAUAAAAAGUGCUCACAACAUCCCUGGAGAAUACAGUGAACAUUCCAAAAGACAAAUGGAGACUCGGAAACGUCUAGCAAAAAUAGUUCUAGUUUUUGUUGGCUUCUUUGCUAUCUGUUGGUUUCCUAACCAUGUGCUGUACAUGUACCGGUCCUUUAAUUACAAUGAGAUUGAUCCAUCCGUAGGGCAUAUGAUCAUUACCCUAGUGUCCCGAGUGCUAAGCUUCUGCAACUCCUGUGUCAACCCAUUUGCACUGUAUUUUCUCAGUGAGAGCUUUAGAAGACAUUUCAACAGCCAACUUUGCUGCAAGAGGAAAUCUCAGCAACAGAGAUCUGCCAGUUAUUUACACAACUCUUCUGCCAUUCGAAUUACUUCCCUGAAAAGCAAUAACAGGAACACAGUGACAAGCACAACACUCCUGAAUGGACAUAACUCCAAACAAGAAAUGUCAUUAUGA